This is a messenger RNA of Pelmatolapia mariae (spotted tilapia), 1035 nucleotides long. RefSeq names its product gap junction delta-3 protein-like. Gene Ontology annotation, biological process: cell-cell signaling. NCBI's taxonomy places the organism in Eukaryota, Metazoa, Chordata, Actinopteri, Cichliformes, Cichlidae. Bases 1 to 1035 code for a protein of 344 amino acids. The record is from RefSeq and is a predicted model, not a curated record. Gene Ontology annotation, molecular function: gap junction channel activity involved in AV node cell-bundle of His cell electrical coupling. Gene Ontology annotation, cellular component: connexin complex. The transcript is spliced from 3 exons.
AUGGGUGAGUGGGACUUCAUCGGUGGAUUCUUUAAAGACCUCCAGACCGAGUCGCCAAUGAUAGGUCGUUUCUGGCUCGUCCUCAUGCUGGUGUUUAGGAUAGUGAUCCUGGGAACUGUGGCCAGUGACAUGUUUGAGGACGAGCAGGAGGAAUUUACCUGUAACACCCUCCAGCCAGGAUGUAAGCAGGUGUGUUAUGACUUGGCUUUCCCCAUCUCCCAGUACAGAUUCUGGGUGUUUCAUAUAGUCCUCAUUGCUACACCUUCUCUGCUUUACCUCGUGUACGCCACACACCAGCAUAACAAGAGUGCCAACCCCUCUCCAUCGAAAAAAAGGAGCAGCAGGGAGAACAGAGAAGAAAGAGCCUUAAGAACACUCUACAUUAUCACUCUGAUCUUCCGCAUAGUUGCAGAAAUUGGCUUCUUAUUUGCCCAGUGGUAUCUCUACGGCUUCAAGGUGGAGGCCCAGUUCCCAUGUGACCGAUUUCCCUGCCCCUACACGGUGGACUGCUUCACCUCCCGACCUGCAGAGAAAACAGUCUUCCUCCUCUUCUACUUUGCUGUAGGGGUGAUAUCAGCAUUUUCCAGCGUUGUGGAGCUUUUCUACAGCUCUGCGAAGUGGUUUUGCUCAAAUCAGAAGAAAUUGGAACUAUAUGACCAAUGUGACUGCGAGAACCUCCACAACCUUAAGAAAGAGGAGACACAGGAGAAAGCAGCAGUAAAGACGAUGUCAGAGAGCACAGCCAGCAGUGUGAGAAGCAGCUACAGUCGAAAGGUCUACAGCAGUGGUCACAAGUGCAAAGUCCACCAGGAAAAUAUGCCCACAGAGGAGGACAGCUCCGAGGCAGAUGAGGGACUGGUCCCAGGACGGUCCAUCGGUGUGGAGCUGGAGGCCACGCCAGUCCCUGAAGAGGCCACGCCAGUCCCUGAAGAGGCCACGCCAGUCCCUGAAGAGGCCACGCCAAGCGCCACAGCAGAGAGGGAAGUUCCAGCGCUCCUGGAAUCCCUCUGUGAUGGACCGCCAGUCUCCAGGUAA